CUUGGCUUUGUUUAGGGGAUUUUAACAAUCUUCUUUCCUAAUCUAAAGAAGUUGGGAGAUAUACCUAGUGUAAUAGACGCAUGGGAGAUGGAUUGAUUAGAGAACGGAUUGAUCGAGCUUUUGGGAAUGUGCGGCUAAUAGAGGAAUUCUCAAAUGUACAAGUGUUUGACAUAGAUCCUAUCGGCUCUGAUCAUCAUCUGCUCUUGACUGAUCUUAACUGUAAUUCUUCCAAAAAAGUGAGAACAUUUCGAUUCGAAGGCAUUUGGGCAAACCAUGUAGAUUUCAUGAAUGUUAUUAAAGGGGGCUGGAAUCUGAAUGCUGUUAGCAUAACACCGUUUAUUCAGGAUUUUCUAACCAGACUUGAUUCUUACAAAAAUGAAAUUGCUAGAUGGAAUCGAAAGGAAGUUCCAAAUAAUAAGAGGCUCAUUAAUGACCUUAAGCAGCAACUAAUUGCUUGUGCUUAAGGUGACUGCAAUGAACCUACAUUGCAGAAAGUUCAAAAGCUGACGAUACUGAUAGAGAAAGCUAUGGAUAAUGAGGAGCAGUAUUGGUGGCAGAGGGCUCGAAUUUCUUGGCUUAAAGUAGGGGAUCGUAAUUCUAGAUUUUUUCACUUGAGCACAAUUAAGCGAAGGCAGUACAAUAGCAUUUUAAGGAUUAGAGAUGAAGAUGGCAACUGGUAAACGGAGAAGACGGACGUCUCAGAUAAUAUUGCAAGAUAUUUUCAAAAUCUUUUUUCCUCUUUUGGACCCAGAGCUACGGCCACUGCUCUUGAAUUCUUAGAUACCAGAAUCGGGGAAUGUGAAAAUGCUCAACUUAUGCGUCCUGUUACCAAAGAAGAAAUUCGAGAGGUUGCUUUCAGUUCGGGAGGUACAAAAGCCCCGGGAUCGGAUGGAUUCUCAAGUAAAUUUUAUCAUUCGGCUUGGCCUGAAAUUGGUAAUUCUAUUUGCUCUAUGGUGAUGGAAUUUUUUUCUGGAACUUCUACUUUGG
Prosopis cineraria is the source of this 987-nucleotide messenger RNA. RefSeq lists its product as uncharacterized. The record is from RefSeq and is a predicted model, not a curated record. The transcript is spliced from 2 exons. The coding region runs from base 81 to 464 and encodes 127 amino acids. NCBI's taxonomy places the organism in Eukaryota, Viridiplantae, Streptophyta, Magnoliopsida, Fabales, Fabaceae.